Molecule: messenger RNA, 2007 nt
Organism: Oncorhynchus mykiss (rainbow trout)
Lineage: Eukaryota; Metazoa; Chordata; Actinopteri; Salmoniformes; Salmonidae
Product: arf-GAP with dual PH domain-containing protein 2
Biological process (GO): heart development; positive regulation of GTPase activity
Cellular component (GO): intracellular membrane-bounded organelle; plasma membrane; cytoplasm
Molecular function (GO): phosphatidylinositol-3,4,5-trisphosphate binding; phosphatidylinositol bisphosphate binding; GTPase activator activity
Source: RefSeq, a predicted model, not a curated record
CAAGUACAGUUGUUUUUCUUGGAUAUGACUAUUCUGUCAGGCCUACUUGUCCGUUUAUAAAUUAUGCGUAAUAUAUGGUAACGCCUUUUUCGCUUCCCCUACUCAUUGUUAUUUGAUAGUGCGUGUUUGUGUGAAGAACAAUAAACGUCAUGUUGCUAUGCCAGUGAGAAAAGGAAACGUCGGCCAGUGACCGCGGUCAAGUGAAACAACAACAAAAAAUGUCCUGACACCUGUUAGAAGUAAUACAUUUGAGUGAAUGAAAAGGCAUGGACCUAAGUAAAAUAAGAAAUUCGUUUGUUGGGACUUGAUUGAGGCAGAAGAAUAGCCGAUUUACUUAUGGCAAGUCCGGAGAGAAAUAAGAAGAUUCUGCUUGAUAUGGUGAAACAGCCCAGCAACGACCAUUGUGCCGACUGUGGGGCCCCUGAGCCAGACUGGGCCUCAUACAAACUUGGUGUGUUUGUAUGUGUGAACUGUUCUGGGACACAUCGGGACCUUCCUGCCAUCAGCCAGAUAAAGUCCAUACGCUUGGAUUUCUGGGAUGAUUUCCUAGUAGAGUUUAUGAAGACAAGGGGUAACGCAGCAGCCAAUGCGUUCUAUGAGAAGUGUGUUCCACCCUUCUACUACCGGCCACAGGAGAAGGACUGUGUUGUUCUUAAAGAUCAGUGGAUACGUGCUAAGUAUGAGAGGAGAGAAUUCACAGGAGAGAAUAACUCCCUUCAACAAGUUUAUAGUUCAGGACUUUACGAAGGAAUAUUAUGGAAGAAAGGCAAGGACAACAAGCAGUUCCUGAAAAGGAGAUUCCUGCUCUCUGAAACUGACUUUACCUUGAGAUACUUCACCAAGGAGGAUUCCAAGAAGCCCAAAGCAGUCAUCUCUAUGAAGGACCUCAAUGCCGUGUUCCAGCCGGAAAAGAUAGGCCACGCCCACGGGCUGCAAAUCUCCUACCUAGAGGGAGAACGGACCAGAAACCUGUUUGUUUACCAUGACAACAGCCAGGAAAUUGUGUCCUGUUUCAAUGCGAUUCGGGCCACCCGGUUUGCUUACCUCAAGAAAGUCGACCCUAAUGCCAGGGAGUGUGACCUUGUACCUUUGAUAACCAGAAGUAGCAUUAAAGAAGGCUACAUGGAGAAAACCGGCCCCGCGCAAUGGGAGACAUUCAAGAAGAGAUGGUUCGUCUUAAACUUAACGGACAGAAAGAUGUCCUACUUCAAAACUUCACUGGAUGCUUUGGAACUAGGAGCUGUCUUCAUCGGCACAGAGGUCCAUGGCUACUCUGUGAGGGAGGUCCAGCCUAAGGGGAACCGCAGUGGCAGGUGGAGGUUCGGGGUCACCUUGGAGACGCCAGACAGGCAGUUUGUCUUCCUGUGUGACCAGGAGCAGGACCAGAGGGAGUGGAUAGAAGCCUUCAAACUAGUAAUCUCCCAGCCUAUGCUACCGCAGCACUACAACACUGAGGCAAACAUGAGAAGGAUGACAAAAUGAAUGGUGUAUAAACUGGAGGAAAGGAAAGCAGCAUUUACAUGAAGAAAUGGCAAUGUGUGAGGCUGGCUGCCUGUUUCAGAGAGCCUACCAGUGACAGGCGGAGGCUUCUCACAAGAGGGGAUCAGUGAACUCUUCAAUGGAGUCAUGUUUAUCGGAAAAUGAUGAGAGGCUAAAUGAACUCAGGCUAAAGAGGCUAAACGAACUGAAGAGCUGCCAAUGUGGACCAGCACUGGUAAUCAUUGCAAGUCACCAUUAUCCAGGGCACCUUGCAAACCGGUGACAGGACUGACUAUUAUGAGAUGGGAACUGAUGUCAUUGUCGGGGACAUUGGGAAUGUAAUAUAUACUUUCUAUUAACUACUGUUCAUAUACACUGAGCAUAUAAAACAUUAAGGACAACUUCUUUCCAUGACAGACUGGCCAGGUGAAGGCUAUGAUCCCUUAUUGAUGUCACUUGUUAAAUCCACUUCAAUCAGUGUCGAUGACGGGGAGGAGGUUAAAUAAGGAUUUGUAAGCCUUGAGACAA